Agelaius phoeniceus (red-winged blackbird) is the source of this 2283-nucleotide messenger RNA. It is a transcript of the gene ANO9, whose product is annotated as anoctamin 9. Gene Ontology annotation, biological process: chloride transmembrane transport. The record is from RefSeq and is a predicted model, not a curated record. Gene Ontology annotation, cellular component: plasma membrane. Gene Ontology annotation, molecular function: chloride channel activity; protein dimerization activity. NCBI's taxonomy places the organism in Eukaryota, Metazoa, Chordata, Aves, Passeriformes, Icteridae.
AUGCAGGAUGAAAUUCUGCUGACUCCCUGCAGGGAAUCCCCUGCUGAGGACACAGACUCCUUUGCCUCCCCGAAUGAAGAGAAGUGGGAUUUUGUCCUGGUGAGUGACAUCCACGAAAUGGGCAGUGAGAAGGAGAUCAAGAGGAAAAAGUUCCUGGAUGAGCUGAGCAAGAAGGGCUUCACCAUCAAGAAAAUCGAGGACACAAAGCUCUUUUAUGGAGUCCGUGCCCCGCCGCACAUCUUCUGGAAAUACCAGUGUCUCCUGACGAACCCCAACAGCAGGCAGCAAAACUCCAGUGCCUACCAGGACGUCCCAGUGACCACCAGGAUACGGGUCGUGCACUUCAUCCUCCAGAACACUGUGACAUCUGACUUAGAGAAGCUGCAUGACCUGAUGAAGAAGAAGGUGUUUGAGGCAGCCUUUCCCCUGCACAAGAAAGAAGAGAUAAGGGAAAUACUAAAGAAGAAGUGGGCUCGCUGGAGAGUUCUAUUCAAGGAACAGCCAAUUGAGCAGAUCAGGUGCUAUUUUGGAGAGAAGGUGGCCUUGUACUUUGCCUGGCUGGGCUGGUACACCUACCUGCUGAUUUUUGCUGCCGUGGCUGGGCUGGCAACCGUGGCAGCUGGGGCUACUGUUUUCAGUUCCAGCCAGGUGAGCAAGGAGAUCUGUGAUGCCAACAACACCAUCAUGUGCCCGCUCUGUGACCAGAACUGCUCGUUCUGGCUCCUCUCUGACACCUGCACCUAUGCCAAGGUCACUCACAUGAUUGAUAAUGAGGCCACGGUGGUGUUUGCCAUGUUCAUGGCCAUCUGGGCCACUGUAUUCCUGGAGCUGUGGAAGAGGGAGAGAGCCAAUGUGGUCACCAGCUGGGACCUGUAUGGGUGGGAUGAAGAAGAGGAGGAGCUGGCUCUGCAGCUGAUCAACAACUCCCAGCACGAACCCCGGCUGUACCAGCACUCCUACCUGCGCAGCACCAUCGUCCUCCUCUUGGCCCUGCUGAUGAUCAUGCUGCUGAUUGGCAUUGCCCACGCACUCGUCAUCUACCGGGCGGUGGCCGUGGCGGUGUUCACGCAGAGCGACACGAGCCUGCUGAGCAAGCACGCCGACAUCGUCGCCGUGAUGACGGGGGCCGUGCUGCACUACCUCACCAUCAUCAUCAUGACCAAGGUCAACUGGAGCGUGGCCCUCUUCCUCUGCGACCUGGAGAAACCACGGACCUUCUCCCAGCGUGAGAACAGCUUCACUGUGAAGAUCUUCCUCUUUCAGUUCUUCACACACUUCUCCUCGCUCAUCUACAUCGCCUUCUUCCUGGGACGGGUCAAUGGCCACCCAGGGCACUACGUGCGCAUCGCUGGCCACUGGAGGCUGGAGGAGUGCCACCCUAGCGGCUGCAUCACCGACCUCUUCAUCCAGAUGGCUGUCAUCAUGGUGCUCAAGCAGACCAUCAGCAACAUCAUGGAGUAUCUCAUCCCCUGGAUAUCCCACCAGCUGCGGAAGAAGAAAAAGCACCCCCAGAGGAGAAGUCUGAUGUUAGGAGAGGAGGAGGAGGCAGAGGACCCCUGCAAAAGGCAGUGGCUGAAUAACUAUGAACUCAACGAGGUCAAUGUCUUCAGCUUGUUCAACGAGUACCUGGAGAUAGUGAUCCAGUACAGCUUCACCACCAUCUUCGUGGCAGCCUUUCCCCUGGCCCCGCUGCUGGCCCUCAUCAACAACGUCAUCGAGAUCCACAUGGACGCCAUCAAGAUGAUGCGGCUGCGCCGGCGCAUGGUGCCCAGGAAGGCCAAGGACAUCGGGAUCUGGCUGCAGGUGCUAGAGGCCAUUGGCAUCCUGGCUGUCAUUGGGAACGGGCUGGUGAUCGCCAUCACCUCCGACUUCAUCCCCGUGCAGGUCUACAAGUACAUGUACAGCCCUUGCACGAGGGAGAACCACACCAGCAUGGACUGCUCCACUGGGUACAUCAACAACAGCCUCUCCGUAUUCCAAAUCCAGGACUUCGAGCCCCACACCAAGGUGGUGCCAGAAUUUAAAGGGGAAAGGAUCAAGGAGUGCAGGUACCGGGAUUACCGCAAUGCUGAUGAUUACACCUACACCGUCCAGUUCUGGCACAUCUUCGCAGCCCGGCUCGCCUUCCUCAUCCUCUUCGAGCACGUGGCUCUGUGCGUGAAGCUGAUCGCAGCCUGGUACAUCCCCGAUGUGCCCCAGAGGGUCAAGAAUAAAAUUCUGACGGGAAAACACGAAAAUCUCCGUAAUGAACUGAGCACGGCAGAAUACUCCACCGAGGUGUAG